Lithohypha guttulata is the source of this 729-nucleotide messenger RNA. RefSeq lists its product as uncharacterized. The record is from RefSeq and is a predicted model, not a curated record. Lineage: Eukaryota; Fungi; Ascomycota; Eurotiomycetes; Chaetothyriales; Trichomeriaceae. Gene Ontology annotation, molecular function: RNA binding. Gene Ontology annotation, cellular component: spliceosomal complex. The transcript has 4 exons. Gene Ontology annotation, biological process: mRNA processing; regulation of mRNA splicing, via spliceosome. The coding region runs from base 1 to 729 and encodes 242 amino acids.
AUGGCUACACCAGUGGACCAGAAAAUGCUGCGGCAGACGAAAUUUCCAGCCGAGUUCAACCAGAAAGUCGAUGUACAGAAAAUCAACAUCGAGGUCAUGAAGAAAUGGAUUGCUCGAAGACUCUCCGAAAUCCUAGGCACGGAGGACGAUGUUGUUACUGAACUGUGCUUCAAUCUCCUCGAGGGCUCACGAUACCCUAAUAUCAAAGAACUUCAGAUCCAGCUUACAGGCUUCCUGGACAAGGACACGCCCAAGUUUUGCAAGGACUUAUGGAAUUUGUGCCUAAGCGCGCAGUCGAACCAUCAAGGCGUCCCAAAAGAACUUCUCGAGGCAAAGAAACAAGAACUUAUUCAGGAGAAAGAGGUUGCGCAGAGAGCGGCUGAAGCAGCACAAAAGCAGAAAGAGAGCGCAGUCAAACAGGAACAAGAUCUCGAGGCUGUUCGUAGACGGGAAAGAGACGAACGGCCCCACAGAGGACGUGACCACCUAGGUCUAGCAGGUCUCCGUCUCCACGAAGAAGACAUUCGCCAUACCGUCCACCACCUCGAGACAGCUACGUUCCGCGUGGAACUGGUCGCUCUCAAGCGAGAGAUACCCGUCAAGGACGGUCUCGCAGCAGAUCCGGCUCCAGAUCAUCAGCUUCAAGGUCACCCCCACCUAGAAGAAACCAUAGAGCAACUUCUCCUAAUGUCAGGUCUCGAUCACCGCCCAGGAAGCAGAGACGGAUAG